UUCUCUUAUUGGGUGUAUUUUAAUUUCAGGUGUUCAGCUGAACGCCACAGACGCGCAGCUAAAGCUCGAGCUAACGCGGACAGCCUCUUGUUCUCCCCUCACAGCUGGUGGCGAGUUCGGCUCGGCGUCCCUCGGUUGCUCUCACAGUCCGGAGGUUCAGGCUCGCCUGGAGAGCGGGCCCUGCGCUGCCGCCCACUCCCCGCUGGCCGAACGCAACGGCUUCCUGCAGCUGCGUCUCCAAGGAUACCGAGCAAGCCUCCUAAUGUCCACAAUGCGCAACCUGGCGCACUUUCUGGAGGACGACUCUGCGCCGCAGGUGCUGCCCAUGGAGAUCAGGGUCAGGAACACGCAUGUAAACUUAAAGGAUGAUGGCACCCGAGACAAUCCCUCCGACGUUGAGCCCUCUCCGAUCACCUUAAACGUGGACAGUCUCAUCAUACACAGGAGAGACGACGGCUCUUUCUCUAUAGGAGUGGACGGAGCGACGGAGGCCAAACCCAUAAAAGAGGGCGGGUUGAUUGACAGCUCACUGAUUCCGUGCCCUGCGGCUGUGGGAGGCGUCUGCAGCGUAUCAAAGGCUACGCAAACCCAAGCCCCGCCCACCAGCCCUCCUCCAUCAACCAGGGAAAAGAUGCUGGCGGACGAGAACGAGUGUUUGAAGGUGGAGCUGUCGCGAGCCAAGAUGGCGCUGGCCGAGGCUCAGAUGGAAAAGGACUCGCUGGUUCACCGCAUGAAGAACCUCAAAGUCAACAGCAGCUAGGCCCGGCUCUGUCCUCGUUUACCUCGACAGGGAGACCCACGCAGACGAGCGAGAGCGAGGCUCGGCAGAAUAAUUCAAGGCAACAUGAACAAGUCAAGAAAAAGGGAAAGCGGCUCCCUUUACCCGCUUAUUUGUCGAUUGAGCCUCCAUGUGACUUUAGACUUCAAAAUAAUUCCUUCAUAAAGCAAUGCAGAGUCUGUGGGAAGACUCAAAAAUACACAGUUUAACUCGCUUGUUGUCUGUUUAAUGUUCUCCACUUUGGACGGUGGAGGUUCGGAGAGUGGAAACGGGAGGAAUGACAUUUAGUCGGACUGUGUGUGUGUGUGUGUGUGUGUGUGUGUGUGUGUGAGAGUGUGAAAGAAGAAAGAAAAAGGACGAGGAUCUGAAUCUGUGGUUGUCGACAGAAAGUCCCCCCCAAACUUCUGUCGUCUAAGUUAAAACAAAGCAAAAAAAAGAAAUCACAGCUCAUCGUAGACGGGCCUCAUUUAGAUGUGUGUGUGUGUGUGUGUGUGUGUGUGUGUGUGCGUGUGUGUGUGUGUGUUAAUUAACACUGAAUGUCGGAUCUUCAGAGGAAUGUCUCAAAAAAUCAUAUUGCACUGCGCUCAAAUGAAACUCGUGUUUUAGCGCUUUCAUAUUCAGAGGGGACGCGUCGCGCUCUCACUCGUCCUCCGAGCGUGUACAGUGUAUAUUGUGUAAGAAUUUUCUACAGAACUUUGAAUGCAGUGUUUCACUUGAAUGUGUGUCUGUGUAUCAGCCAGAACAAGCAUUUCAUUACAAUUAGAUGAAGAGUUUCUCUCCGUCGGUUCUCGCCCCCUCACUCGUCCGCGUCCCUCCUCCUAUUUUUCUACGUGUAAAUAGCUACGAAACCUUGAGCAGCACUUUUUAAAAAAAACAGAGGCACUGUAAACGCAACAAUCAGAACUGUGAGAGUCGAGCCGACGAACGGAGAGCAGUUCACGAAAACGUCACACGUAGACUGUAAAUAAAGAUGGAGGACAUGACGGCUGUCCAGGAGUGAGGUGCAGAGUGCCUCGAUUCUCCCUCUGGUAUAACUCCUGCCUUCUCCAUGUUAACAGGUGGGACUUGGGCCGAACUAAAACUUCAAAUAUGGUUUCUGUCACGGCUCCACCCCCCACGAUCACUGCUGCGCCGACUCUGGCUAUAAAUGACGUUGAAGGCUCAAGAUGGCGGCGUUCAUAUCUGAGAUAUUUUCUGGGUAGAGGGAGGAGACGCGUUGUUCGUCUUUAUUUACAGUUUGACGUCGCCCAUGUUUUUUCCUUCAGGAAAAAAAGAGGCGUAAAUAAAGGCACAUUCAAGGUGACUGACGUGUGUGUGUUUGUUAAUUCCUAAUAUUAUUAAUGAAUAUGACCGUAUCUGCUGCUGUUCACGCUUCGUGCUGAUGUGACGACUUCAGCCAAAAGUCGAUGUUAAUAUAAAAUUUAAGAAAAUUUUAACUGCACAAAAGAUGACAGGAUAAAAAAACUCUGAAGUAACGUUAACGUUCAGUUCAUCCAUCAGUUUACAAAAGUGUCACAACUUGCGCUUUUAGUCCAUUUUCUGUUUUUAGCCAAUUCUUCUGGUUCACGACUUGUUCUCCGAAAUGCAACCGGAUGUGAAGACUUGUUGGUGGAGAACAGAAAGAUUUUUCUUUUAUUUUCACCUUCAUGUUUCCUGCGUUCAUCACAGCCCUCCUCCUCCCUCUCUGGAAGCCUGUGGAGGAAGAAAAAAGACAAAGAAGUAAUAAAUCGUAUUUUGUCUGUCAAAGCUGCUGAAACACUGAAAAUAAAAGAGAAUCUGAUUUAAA
Messenger RNA from Paralichthys olivaceus (Japanese flounder), 2564 nucleotides. NCBI's taxonomy places the organism in Eukaryota, Metazoa, Chordata, Actinopteri, Pleuronectiformes, Paralichthyidae. The record is from RefSeq and is a predicted model, not a curated record.